ACGUAGAGCAUGAUGUCUAUACUUACCUGUACGUGAAAAGAUAACUUUAUCUUUGACUGAAAUGAAGCUGUUGGACCAAUAUCUGUGUCAGUUGUUUUACAAUAUCGACAAAAUGAAGAUAUUAUUUGCAAUUUUAUUUUUUAUACUGACACCCAGUGACUACACCCUAGCCUCAUCGUCUCUCACAUCACCUCGCAUAAUAAACGGGGUAGACGUGGACAUCAGCCGGGUGCCGUACCAGGCGGCCCUGAGGAGGCGGGUGGCGGAGGCGUGGAGCCACUCGUGUGGGGCCGUGGUGGUGCACUCCAGGGCCGUGCUGACCGCCGCGCAUUGCGUGCUUGCAUAUAAACAGAAUCCAGAUAACUUGCGGGUGUUGGUAGGAACGUCCUACCGUUCCUCGGGAGGCAGCACAUACCCUGUGACCAAAGUGGAAGUCCAUAAAGACUAUUCUAGCACAUCACUGAACAAUGACAUCGCAGUGCUACAGACGAGUUUCAUAGUAUUCAGUGAUAAAGUUUUGCCAAUCAAAAUUAUACCUUACGGCGCGUUCAUACCUGAUGGAUCUCAAGCAAUAGUUUCGGGGUAUGGUGUCACUGAAUCCGCUACUGCAUCAAGAACACUUCGUUCUGCGACGGUGAACAUCGUGCCUCAAUCGGCAUGCUUACGCGCCUACCUGUCCAUAGCUACGGUCACCUCUGAAAUGAUAUGUGCUGUUGGAGCCAACCCGGGGAAAGACGCAUGCCAAGGUGAUUCUGGAGGACCACUGGCCUACAAUGGCUACCUGAUCGGUCUGGUCUCGUGGGGGGAAGGCUGUGCUGAUGUGAGGUACCCCGGCGUGUAUACACGAGUCUCAGUGUAUACUAAGUGGAUACAGGAAGUUUUGGAUAAAAUUGAUAAGAAUACGGAUUGAGGAAAAUUUAG
This is a messenger RNA of Plutella xylostella (diamondback moth), 921 nucleotides long. RefSeq names its product trypsin-1. Gene Ontology annotation, molecular function: serine-type endopeptidase activity. Gene Ontology annotation, biological process: proteolysis. The record is from RefSeq and is a predicted model, not a curated record. NCBI's taxonomy places the organism in Eukaryota, Metazoa, Arthropoda, Insecta, Lepidoptera, Plutellidae.